Molecule: messenger RNA, 1072 nt
Organism: Diospyros lotus (date-plum)
Lineage: Eukaryota; Viridiplantae; Streptophyta; Magnoliopsida; Ericales; Ebenaceae
Product: peroxisomal membrane protein PMP22
Exons: 7
Coding region: 275-832 (185 amino acids)
Cellular component (GO): cytoplasm; membrane
Source: RefSeq, a predicted model, not a curated record
AACAGCGACGCAGGAAGUAGGAGGACCGAUACGAUAACAAAUAUAUUCCUUCAAGACUUUGACGAACGUGAAAGAGAGAGAUGGUUCAUUGACUCUUACCGUUGAAUCGAUCUCCGUUUCCUCGCUCUUUCUACCCACUUACCCGCCCAGUGUUCGCAUUAUAUACUUCUGACGCCGUCAACCUCGCCGUCUCGCUCUCUCUCUCACUCUCUCAACUGAAGCAUUUGCAGGCUUAGAGAGGGAGGUAACUGAGUUUGAUCACCGGUGCCCAAUCAUGUCUGAGAUCGUCAAAGCGGGCUGGGACAAGUAUCUGCUGGAGCUGCAAGCCCACCCUCUCAGAACCAAGGCGAUUACUUCUGGAGUUUUGAUCGGGACCAGUGAUAUCAUUGCUCAAAAGAUCUCUGGAGCCAGAAAGCUUCAGUUCAGGAGGGUGCUUCUUCUAAUGCUCUAUGGCCUUCUGUACUCGGGACCAUUCGGGCACUUAUUUCACAAAUUGAUGGACAUGAUCUUCCGAGGAAAGAAGGGCAAUAAAACUGUUGCCAAGAAGGUCUUGUUGGAACAAUUGACUUCUUCUCCUUGGAACAAUAUGCUUUUCAUGGUGUUCUAUGGCUUGGUAGUUGAAGGGAGACCCUGGGGCACAGUCAAGAAUAAAGUUAAGAGGGACUACCCCUCGGUACAGUUGACUGCAUGGAAGUUUUGGCCUCUGGUUGGGUGGAUCAACUACCAGUACAUGCCUGUCCAGUUUCGUGUCCUGUUUCACAGUUUGGUCGCCUCAUGCUGGGCUAUUUUCUUGAAUCUGAGGGCAAGAUCCAAUGUCAUCAAGGCGUCCUAGAAUGGAGGCAGACCUCUUGUCUGUAGUAGUUGCUGCCGUUCCUCCUCCAUAUUUUCUUUUCCCUUUCCCUCUCUUCUUCUACUUAGUUGGAUUUUAGUUGGGUGUUUUGCCAUCAAUAGCGGUUCCUCAUUGUUGAGUACUCUGAUGUCUCCAUACUUAUUAAUAUUAUUAUCCCAAGGCUGUUCGUGUAAUCCAUAAACCAUAAUGAUAGUGGCUAAAUAUUUACACACCAUUUUUGCA